CUCAUGAUUAUGACGCGUUUAUUGAAUCCUGUAAGAGGCAUUCUUCGGCAACGCUAUCCGAGCACGCGUACGAUCUCUAGCAGCCCGCGCGUUUUAUCCCCGGACACUCGAAUCGAGGAGACGCUGCUACAUUAUAAUCCGACGCAUUACUACCCUGUGAAGAUCGGAGCGGUGUAUCAUGAUCGAUACAUAAUUACUGGGAAACUGGGAUACGGAGCUUAUUCGACGAGUUGGCUAUGUCGGGAUCUCAAGUACAUACAAAGCCCGGAUUUGGAAGAUCCAAGAAACGGGGCCGUUUGUUCAGCCGCAUAUAUACAGAGCGCCGGAGGUUAUAUUUGAGAUGCCGUGGGAUAGUAAGAUUGAUAUAUGGAAUCUUGCAUGUCUUAUAUGGGAUUUGUUUGAAGGGGAGCACUUGUUUGGCGACAUAUUCGAUGCUGGAGGGCAUGAUCCGUUCAAACACCUGGCUCUUAUGGUGGCAUUUAUUGGGUCACCGCCGAGCGAAUUCGUCCGCCGGAGUGAGACAACUGAGCAGUGCUUUGAUGGCAGUGGUACCUGGAUUGCUCAAGAUGAAGCGCUGAUACCGUCCAUCUCUCUUGACACUCUAGAGAAAUGCCUCGCAGGUGAAGAGAAAGCCCUGUUUCUACU
Molecule: messenger RNA, 645 nt
Organism: Aspergillus versicolor CBS 583.65
Lineage: Eukaryota; Fungi; Ascomycota; Eurotiomycetes; Eurotiales; Aspergillaceae
Exons: 3
Coding region: 237-578 (113 amino acids)
Source: RefSeq, a predicted model, not a curated record